This is a messenger RNA of Megalops cyprinoides (Indo-Pacific tarpon), 2274 nucleotides long. RefSeq names its product chromosome 2 C19orf44 homolog (gene c2h19orf44). The record is from RefSeq and is a predicted model, not a curated record. Bases 184 to 2241 code for a protein of 685 amino acids. The transcript has 8 exons. NCBI's taxonomy places the organism in Eukaryota, Metazoa, Chordata, Actinopteri, Elopiformes, Megalopidae.
GAAAUCUAGCUUCGUCAGACAAGAUUUCUUUAGACCAGCUUUUUGUAAAGAGUCAGCUACACUAACUUGCUAUAUGCACAGCUGGCUAGCUUUCUGGUAGCUUGCAGAUUUGUGGCUACUUGAACAGUUACAAGUAGGCACUUGAUAGCUAGUUAGCUGCAGUCGAAAAUGUAAUUGUUUGAAAUGUGUUUCGUGUUGAAUUCUUUGAUUGUUUUCCAAAGAAGUGGGUUGACGAUGUGGAGUCGAAGCGAGGCGAGGAGUUCGGCGCUGGAGAGGGCGCAGGCACAGCUCUCAGGGCGGAGAGUUUCAAUAUUGGAGGACAGUAAAAGGGAUGAACUCCAGGCCAGACAAAUCUUCCAGGACCUGAGUGACCUCUCAUCAGACGACAAAGAGAAUGAGUAUGAUAAAGGCGGGGCUGGCACUGCUGAGGGAAGACCCAUCCUGGAAAGUCCCCCAGAAAGGAAGAAGGGUGGCGAGGGGAGUAGGUUUCUUAAGAAAGUGCCUGUGACAAGCAGCCAGUCACCAGCACCAUCAAAGGUAAAUGUUCAGAAGGAAGAGUCCAGAAUUGUGAGCUCCUCCCAGCGCAGCUCACAGAGUGCAGCAUUGAGCAGACUGGCGCUGAUUGAAGAUCGCUUCAGGAGCCGCAAGCAGGCCAAGGAAGGCCAGGGCACAGAACUGCCAGCCCCGGAUGAGACGCCCCUGUCCACUCGGUCUAGCAGUGAGCUCAGCAUGAAAGGAAGCCGUUUUCUGAAGAAAAAGAGCACGCCACUUAUGCAGCAGCAGAACCCAGAGCCCGUAAAGGCUGACGGCUACAGGGCUUCUCAAUUUAAGUCUGUCGGAAAGGGCGUGAGCCUGGACAGUGAUGAGGAGGAUAUGAAGAAGCUCCUGGAGGACCCCCUUGAAUCAUCAGAUGAGAGCUUGCAUAAGGAGAGAGGGGUCUAUUCUCAGGACAGCCCUGGUCCUGUCAGAAAGUCAUUUGUCAAAAGCAGGCAGAAGUUCCUUCCAUCACCUCCACUCCACACUGGUAGAAGGACACCUUCCAGUGCCAAAUCUAAAUCGCCCUCCCCUCCCAGGCGUGGUGGCUUCCGAGCCCAGGCCCAGUCUAGCCCCUCCUUUUCUGUGAAAAGUGCUUCCAUGGCCUUUUCUCCUACCCCAUCACCUCCAACUAUCCCCUCUCCCGGAAGGACAGUGUCCCCCAGGGCCAAGUUCCUGAGGCCCUCCCUCUCUUCGGUGUCGGCGCAUAGUGAAGUCCGCUCGCUGGCAGAGCUCUUCGUAGAUGCCCCGCCCUCUGACAACACCAUCAGUGAGAAGAGCGAGGCAUCUGAUGAGUUCAAGAUUAAUAUUUUGAGUUUGGAUGACUUAGUCCCGGACACUUCUAGAGCAAUUGAGAAAUCAGUACAAAAGAAGACAAAAAGUAAAGUAGACUCAGUCAAGCAGACAAGGUCUUUGUCACACAGCUUGAACGUGGUCCUUGCUGAGGACAUUUUGAGUGAGGAAGAGAUUGUGGCAUCAGAAGUCAAAGCAGAAUAUGAGAGUGACUUUGAGAGCGAGAUAAAGACUGAGACGGACCAGAGUGCCAGUGAGAUCUCUGAGCGACUUGGACAAAGGAACAAGGAUGCAUCCACAUCCAGUGAGGUACAGGACUACGACUCCGGGAGAGAUGACGUCUCUGACCCUUCAGAGAGGCGAAGUGGAACCGAGAGAUCAGUAUCCUACUCCACCCGGUCAGAGUCCGCCAGUUCUAACGAAUCACGCAGCAGCAGACGGGGUUCACACUCAAGGUCGUCUACCUCUGCUUCCAACACCAUCACUCCGCCCCGGGAGAGGCGCAGGACUCGAAGAGAGGCCGCUGUGCAGACUCAGAGGGACGGGCUGUCCUACACCUGGUCCACAGGUAUGGCUGCCCUUGGUCCUCCAAUCGGAAUGUCUCACGUGGAUCCCACUCCAAUUGCAAGUCAUGUUGUCAGCGCUGAGGCAGUGGAAGCUCUCACUGCCUACAGUCCUGCAGUGUUUGCGCUCAAUGACAUGUUGAGGCAGCAGCUGGCCCUGACCAGACAGAUCAUGGAAACCAGCAGGCACCUUCACAGUUCACUGCUUGAGUCCCUUGGACCUGCAAACUACCAUUACACAACCUUGGAGGACACCAAGGAGUUCAUACGCAGCCACAAGUCUUCCAAGCUGACAAUGGAAGAGGCUCUGGAGGAGGUGCUGCAGGAGAUGAGAGAGUAUCACUACCUCUGACCUGGAGCACCAGAAACGCUUGAGAGAUGGGCA